GAGACGCCAUUUUGCAAGCGUCACUUGGCGGCGUGUCGGGUUUCGGCAUUUUUACCUAACUUACCUUAAGGCGAACAAUAAUACUGUUUUGUUUUUGUGUAAUAUGUCGUAUCAAUCUAGUGUAGCGCAGGAUUCUCUUUCUGCAGCACAACUAGAAAUGGCCGGUAACCCCAAUGCUUUGGCUCUACGUCGGCCAUUCGACCCUGUGGCACACGAUUUGGAAGCUAGUUUUCGUCUAACAAGAUUUGCUGAUUUAAAAGGAAGAAGCUGUAAAGUACCGCAAGAUGUUUUAUCUAAACUCGUUGAAUCAUUACAACAAGAUUACUCCCAACAAGACCAGGAUCAGUUUAUGCAUGUUGCGAUCCCGCGUAUUGGCAUUGGCUUGGACUGUUCAGUUACACCGCUAAGACAUGGUGGACUAUGUUUGGUGCAAACUACUGACUUCUUUUAUCCUUUAGUGGACGAUCCAUAUAUGAUGGGAAAAAUUGCCUGUGCAAACGUUCUUAGCGAUUUAUAUGCUAUGGGCGUGACUGAAUGUGAUAAUAUGCUGAUGCUUCUAGGCGUAUCCACUAAGAUGACCGAGAAGGAACGAGAUGUUGUUAUUCCUCUUAUUAUGCGUGGCUUCAAGGAUUCAGCGCUAGAAGCUGGUACGUCUGUGACUGGAGGUCAGACUGUCAUUAACCCUUGGUGCACUAUUGGAGGAGUAGCCACUACUAUCUGUCAACCCAAUGAAUAUAUUGUGCCCGACAAUGCUGUUAUGGGUGAUGUCUUAGUUCUCACAAAGCCUCUUGGUACCCAGGUUGCUGUGAAUGCUCAUCAAUGGCUUGAUCAGCCUGAACGUUGGAAUAGAAUAAAAUUAGUUGUGUCAGAAGAAGAUGUUAGAAAGGCUUAUCAUCGUGCUAUGGACUCUAUGAGUCGGCUAAAUCGUAUUGCAGCUAGACUUAUGCACAAAUAUAAUGCCCACGGUUCAACUGAUGUUACUGGAUUUGGUCUUCUUGGCCAUGCUCAGAACCUUGCCUCUCAUCAGAAAAAUGAAGUUUCAUUUGUUAUUCACAACUUACCAGUGAUAGCCAAAAUGGCAGCUGUUGCUAAGGCUUGCGGAAACAUGUUCCAACUCUUACAGGGUCAUGCACCUGAGACAUCUGGAGGACUUUUAAUCUGUUUGCCUCGUGAGCAAGCUGCGGCAUACUGUAAGGAUAUUGAGAAGCAAGAGGGAUACCAGGCAUGGAUUAUUGGCAUUGUUGAAAAGGGCAACCGUACAGCUAGAAUUAUUGACAAACCUCGAGUUAUUGAAGUGCCAGCUAAAGAUUGAGCAGUUUAUGCAUAAUUAAGACAUUAUUACACUAUAGUUAAAAAUUUUAAUUACUGAUAAAAUCUUAAAUUUACAAACACUUUUUAAAGUUAUGUAUAUAACUAUCAUUUUAUUUCAAUUUGAUAAAUACCAUGUUGUUAUGUGACAGAGUAACAAUCGGGUGGGAUUUCUUAUUCAUUUACAAUCUCAAAAACUAGCGAUCUUUUCUAGUGACUUGGUGUAUGUGUAUAAGUAAGAUAUUACUAUUAAAUGUAAGAAAAAGAUUCCAUUAGGUAUCCCUAAUAAAUACAAUGUUGUUUGCAGCUUGUGAGUUGAUUCUGCAAAUUCUGAUAUAAGUAUAAUUGACUAGAAUAAAAAUAUUUUUCAUUCA
Messenger RNA from Danaus plexippus (monarch butterfly), 1682 nucleotides. It is a transcript of the gene Sps1, whose product is annotated as inactive selenide, water dikinase-like protein. Gene Ontology annotation, cellular component: cytoplasm. Lineage: Eukaryota; Metazoa; Arthropoda; Insecta; Lepidoptera; Nymphalidae. Gene Ontology annotation, molecular function: selenide, water dikinase activity; ATP binding. Bases 104 to 1312 code for a protein of 402 amino acids. The record is from RefSeq and is a predicted model, not a curated record. Gene Ontology annotation, biological process: L-selenocysteine biosynthetic process. The transcript has a single exon.